Messenger RNA from Botrytis fragariae, 1014 nucleotides. RefSeq names its product putative aldo keto protein. The record is from RefSeq and is a predicted model, not a curated record. The transcript has 3 exons. Gene Ontology annotation, molecular function: oxidoreductase activity. NCBI's taxonomy places the organism in Eukaryota, Fungi, Ascomycota, Leotiomycetes, Helotiales, Sclerotiniaceae. The coding region runs from base 1 to 1014 and encodes 337 amino acids.
AUGAGUCAUCCCUCUCUCAUAUUUGGUGCUGCAUCCUUUGGGAUGGAUUUCAGCACCAAAGAAUCCGUCCAAGAUGCUCUCGAAGUUUUGAAAGAGUUGAAUAUUUCCCAGAUCGAUACCGCAGGAAGAUAUCCACCCACAAAUCAUGGAAGAUCCGAAGAGCUUCUUGGAAGAGUAGGAGCUACAUCUCAAGGCUUUUCUAUCAGUACGAAAAUUCUUGCUACAAAGCUUGGCUACGGGAGCGGUGAACUCGAAGCUUCGGCUAUAAAGAAGUCGCUUGAUACAAGUUUUAAGCGUUUGGGCGUUGAUCAGGUCGAUAUUUUAUACUGUCAUCAACCUGACCCGACGACUCCAUUGAAGGACCAAGCAGAAGUCCUCAACAAUCAUUUCAAAAAUGGGUCCUUCAAGAGACUCGGAGUCUCCAACUUCCCCCCUAAGUUACUCCAAGAUUUCAUCCAGGUAUGCGAGGAAAAUGGCUUCGUGAAACCGUCUGUAUAUCAAGGAGAUUACAAUCUCAUAACUCGAGGCAUGGAGAAAGAAUUGCUCCCUAUCUUCCGAGCCAAUUCGAUGUCUUUCUUUGCGUUCAGGCAGGUCGCUUGUCUUCUUCCUAUUCGACCUACUACUAAUCAAAAUCAUAUCAGAGCUCUAGCGGCUGGUUUCCUGACCGGAAACUACAGCGCGGGAAAAUCCAACGGCACCAGAUUCAGCGACGAUCAUCCACUCGGAAAAGCAUUCCAAAACCUCUACGGAGCUCCUAAAUUGCAACAAGCGAUGAAGGAUCUAGAGAAUAAUUUAGCACCAUUAGGUAUCUCUGGAAGAGAAGCCAGCUUGAGAUGGAUUUAUCAUCAUUCGAAACUGGGAGAUGGGGAUGGGAUUAUUCUGGGUGCUAGCAAAAUUUCUCAGAUAAGAGAGAAUGUUGAGAGUAUAUCUGUCGGACCGCUGUCUGAGGAAGUGGUGCAGAAGAUCGAAGGAAUUUGGGAUUUGUUGGCUGAGGAUAGAGGUGGGAUUUUGUAG